Molecule: messenger RNA, 441 nt
Organism: Phaeodactylum tricornutum CCAP 1055/1
Lineage: Eukaryota; Bacillariophyta; Bacillariophyceae; Surirellales; Neidiaceae
Exons: 1
Coding region: 1-441 (146 amino acids)
Source: RefSeq, a predicted model, not a curated record
AUGUUGACUUCUGCAUUCACCUCAUUUCCGGGAAGAGCUUCGUCGAUCCUACAAAAAAACGCGAAGGUUUACGGGCCAAAGCAUGCCUUGGACAUUGAGAAAAGCUCUAGCUGCUGGAAUUCGGAUGGCACACAAGAAAACUGUCAAUGGUUUGUCGUGGACUUUAACCGACCCGUCGAGCCCUACCAGGUGAAUGUACAAUUCCAAGCCGGUUUUAGCGUCGAAACGUGCACUGUCGCCUUAAAGACGUCCGAGAAUGACGCAUGGGAACCUGUCGACGAACUGGAGUUUCACGAUGUGCACGAAAUACAAACAAAAAACCUGAGAGAAAUGAAACCGUGCACUGCUCUCAAACUGACACUCGAAGACUUCACCGACUUUUACGGCCGGGUAACAAUUUAUCGAAUAGAAGUUUGGGGUAAAGAAUUGGUUCAAGGGUAA